Lytechinus variegatus (green sea urchin) is the source of this 2855-nucleotide messenger RNA. RefSeq names its product prokineticin receptor 2-like. Gene Ontology annotation, biological process: neuropeptide signaling pathway. The record is from RefSeq and is a predicted model, not a curated record. Lineage: Eukaryota; Metazoa; Echinodermata; Echinoidea; Temnopleuroida; Toxopneustidae. The transcript has a single exon. The coding region runs from base 17 to 763 and encodes 248 amino acids. Gene Ontology annotation, cellular component: membrane. Gene Ontology annotation, molecular function: neuropeptide receptor activity.
CAGAUAUCUGACGAUAAUGAACCCUCUACGACCUCGGAUGACCCAUAACACCACAAUGACCAUUCUUAUCUUCAUUUGGAUAGUCUCCGCCGCAGUCGUCAUCCCAACCGCAAUCUACAGCAAGACAUUCAUAAUAGUGGGUCCGGGAGGGCAGAUACUGACUCAAUGCGGCGAGAUGGGCUGGCGGAACUCUGCCCUGAAGGUCAACACGCUCUUCCUCGUCAUCGGCGAGUUCAUCUUCCCUCUCCUCCUCAUGUGCAUUAUUUACUUUCUGAUCGCCAGGCGACUGUGGUUCCGCCAAGUUCCGUGCGAUCAUCUGACGGAGCAACAGGAGGCGAACGCGGAAGCGUCUAAGAGGCGGACAAUACGCAUGCUCAUUAUCGUCGUGGGCUUGUUCGCGGUUUGUUGGGCGCCGUACAACGGAUUCUCGAUAGCCAGGGAUUUCUAUCUCCAAACGCGCCAGGAAUCGUUAUACAAGACCAUUAACACCGUGUUUUACAUGGUUGAAGCCUUAGCCAUGAGCAACAGCAUGUUCAACACGCUAAUUUAUAUCUUCUUCAACGCCAACUUUCGGAAGUGUGUGUUUCAAAUGUUUACGCCUGCGCAUCGGACAUGUUCCUACCAAUCGACUGUCAGGGUGCGGUAUUCCCGCCCAACACAAGCCGCAAAAGCCUCAUCCAACCAUUAUGAUGCGUGCAAUAACAGGCAUGAUACAUCGCAAGAUACCGCCAGAACUUCAUUCUAUCAAAACGAGGUUCGGUAGGGUGAUCAGCAUCGUGUGAAAAGCCUAGAAUUUCAGAUACAAGCCUUAAGACUAUCCUAAUGAAUCAGAUUAGCCAGUGUAUGUUCAUUUUGAUGUUGACUCCGUAAUAUUGUAAAUAAUGAUGUGCAAUUGCAACGCUGAAUCUUCUGAAGCUAAAUUCUUACCUCUCAUGAAAACUCCCUCUUUUAUUUAUUUUUUAUUUGCAUAGAUUUUGUACAAGCAUCUCAAUCAAAUUUUAAUCAUCUAUUGUUGAUUUUUGUUGACCAUGAGCGGUGGGCUUCUAUCAAUACAUUGUAUUCACAAAAUUGCUAAGAAAUUUGUGACGCAAGACUAGUAUCGCGUUGACGUUUCAGUUAUUAUCGAGUUUUGAAAAUGUUUUAUCGUUCUAGUGGGAAUGUCACUGAUUUUACUGAAUUCCUUUUGAUGCUGUAAGACAGAAUAGUAAAAGCACCAUACCUAUACCUAAAAACCUUGUUAUUUGGAAUUACGAAAAAAUUUAAAUGUCAUCCCUUUGAAGACAUCGGGGUGUUUACGUAAAGGGCAACUGGUGCCUGGAGUUUACGAGGGGAAUCAGUCAUCUGAACCUUGACCCCAAACGAACCUUUCGUUUCCGCCAAUAGGCAGUUUCGUUCGUGGUUUCUUGUGUACGGAAGCGACAGCGCUGAUUGGCCGACUCCACGCCGAGGUAUCGUGCCUGGACUGCACGCUAUUUUGGCUGGGUAUCGUUCUACAUUUGACGUUACGGGAGAAUUUCUCGAGAUUGGAAGACCCCCUGCUGAGAUUUUCGGGACGAUCCGUUCCCGUUGCGCUUGCAAAAACCGCCUAAUAUCGAUUCUUAAAAGAAAAAUGAAAAAAAAAAAUACAAUCGAGAUAGGAAAAGAAAGAUAAAUAUCAAUGAACCAAUGGAGGGUUGAUGAAUACUUUUCAAUGAAUGGUUAUAAUAAAUAAGAAAAAUGUUUCGUCAAACCGACUAGAAAUCACAUAACAAGGCUUCCACAAAAUUUAAAGAUUUUGGUGGUGCCGAGAUAAAGCGAAGAAGUCUCCGCGUGGUAAACCAAGAAAUGAGGAUUUCGUGUUUCCUCCUGGCGGGAACUUUUUUUAAGUUGAUACCAAAUUUUGUGAUCUAAUGUUUAUACUGUAUAUGAUUUCCCGAAUGAUAAGCACUUGUUUAUGAGUAUUUAUUUUCUCACACUCGGUAGUAAUCCUAAAAUGUUUGAAGUGUACUUGUUACUUUUUAAUGUCAUUGAAUAUUAUUGAUAAAACUAUUAAAUAUCAUUGAUAAAACAUCUAUCGCAAAAAACACUCAAUCAAUACUCCACAUCGAUAUUAUGCAAAGGGGGUAAAAUUUAUUAUUUCGUAUUUUAUCACAAACUUGUUGAUUUUGUUUCACUUGUUUACUUCGUAAUCUAAUAAUUAUACCCAUGAACAUACAAGAUUUAAAAGUGUUCUUCACGUUGGCUAUAUCGCCGCUACAUUCUGUUUAAAAGCAAUUAUUACACAGAAAAUGACAACUUUAGCAAUUAAUUGAUAAUUGUGGUACUAUUUCUAUGAGAAAGAGAAAUGCAAAAUUUGAUUCAUCCAGCGGGAAAAGCAGCUUUAGUGUGAUUAUUCCCAGUCGCGAAACGGCAAAACAGCGGCUUUCAAAUUUUACAACAUUCAAGUUUUAACUUGUUUCAUACAUCCAGGCAGUCUGUAAUUUCUGUCGAAAUUUCAGCUCUCAAAAAUGAUUUCGAUUUUUAGAAGAUUAUAUAGCUACACCAUCUCCGUAAAAACCUGACUUAGCAAAUCAACUUAUCAUAUACGUACAAUGAUCUCAAAUAGUAUAAUUAUGAUUUCACACCCAUUAUUCUCAAGCUGAAAAUUUUCAACGAUAAGUUUUCCCGCUUUAACUAAGGUAACUUCUUGAAGCCGUAUGUUGUUUUGCCAGAUCACGAUUAGACACAACUAUUCUUAUUACGAAACACUGCUGGUAUGCAUGAAAAAUGUCUUUCUACCAUUAGCAUAACUAACGCAACCAUGGCAACCACCACCACCGGCAUUACUCCUGCUACUUCUACUACUACUAUCACUACUACUAAUACUACUACAACUA